AUGCAACCGUCUUCAUCCGAGAGCGACUCUCUUCGCAGACGGCGUUUCCGGGUCCAGAGUGAGUUUGGCAGUGCUCGGCAAUGGAGGAGCCGGAAGAAUCGUCCCUGCGACACCUGCCGCCGGCGGAAGACUGCCUGUGUCAUCGAAGAUCGACCGCCAUGUCUGUUUUGUAAAGGUCGAGGGUUGGAUUGUCAAUCCACUUCUGACCCUAUACAGCACUCAAGGGCCCAUUCUACUAACGAAGAUACCGAGCCCUUGGUUUCAUUGGAACCACCGGCAGAACCGUGUCCUCAGGAGGAACGAGUCUCAGCUGAGCAGAUCAGCCCUGGUGACAAUGUUCCCCGUCAAGCUCUCCUCUCCCCAAGCGCCAGUGUGGACGACAUGUACCUCCGAGACUGGCUUCGAAAGCCACCUCCGACAACUCCCAGCAGCAGCAAUGCUUCACGUUCGCUGGAACCCAAAGUGCACACCCUGGAAGAUGGCAAAAAUAUGACGGGCCACUCGCUCGGCUUAGCUGCCGAGCAAGACACCAACCUCCUUGCCUCCUUCCGAUCGGUGAUCAUCAAUGAGACGGACCGUGUGGCCGGCAAUAUCGUCCAGGUAUACCCUGGAAAUCUUGCCACAGGGACACCGCCUCUGCAUUUCUAUAUCCUGAGGGAUUGGUUCAUGCCGUACGACAAUCGGAUAAAAGAAGAAUCGUCCCAAACCAUUGAAUUCAAAAUUGGACCAUAUGGCCCGAACCUUGUCCGCCUGUACUUCAAAUACGUCCAUCCUGUCUACUGUGUCGUCUCCAAAGUGCGCUUCCUUCGAGCUUAUAAGCAGGAUAAGCUGAGUAUUCCAGCAUCACUACGGGGAGUUGUCUAUGGACUAGGCGCUGCCUUCUGGAAGCAAGAUCCCCUGUUGAGGGCCAUUCCACGCCCCUUCGAACAAUACGAACUGUUCCACGCGGCCCAAGCUUCCCUCGACAGGGAGCUGGAGGCACCCAACCUCUGGAAAUUGCAGGCCUGCUUACUGAUGUUACACGAGAAGGCUGCCGGGAACGGCACAUUUGAGACACCGAGGAUGUGGACUCUGUCCGCACAAGCGCUCGCAUGUGCCCAAAUGAUAGGGCUUCACCGCGAUCCAUCGGACUGGAACAUUGCUCCCUGGGAAAAGAGUCUGAGAAAGAAGCUGUGGUGGGCCACCUUCGUGACUGACAUGUGGUCGUCGGUUAUGCAUGGGAACCCUCCUCAUAUCUACCAAGCCUCAUACACCACCACAGACAUGGACAUGGAUGAUUUGAGGUUCGACGAGGAUGUCCCCGAAGAUCUCAGAGACCUGGUCGACAUUACAAGUGCCAGCUUCGACGUUUCCACCGCCGCUCGGUUUCUUGAACAGAUCAAACUAACCCAAAUACUCCAGAGACUACUAGACACAGCUUUCUCUGAUCACAGUUACCGAGCCCCCAUCUUGGAUCCCGAGGGCCAGGAGACCAAACUCCUGGAGAUCCAGUCAGAACUUCAGUCGUGGCACUCCUUGAUCCCACAGUGUGUCACCAUGAGUUAUACUACAAGCCGAUAUAGUUUUCGCAAUAAUGGUCCCCUCCACCUCGCCUAUUUCGCAACCCAAGUGCUUCUCUUUCGAGCGUUGAUGACACCGGCCUCGAUGGCUGCGAAAGGGAAUCCACAUUCAAGUCUACGACGAUACUUUGAGGCUGCCAUAGAGCAGUUCAGCGACUUUUUAGACUUCAUGGACGAAAUCACACCCGAUGGUCUACGGGCGUUCUGGGGCCGACAUGCACGGUCCCAGUUCAUUCUUACCGGAAAUUUUCUGGUAUACCUCUUUCUGUUGGCCUCCAGUCCAGAUCAAGUUCGCGAGACAUUUCGACUCCUCGAGCUUUUCCAUGAAUCCCUCCAGAGACUACGCGAGCUCGUGGACGAGGAGUCCGUCGGCCUGAUACGUCCAGUCGCGCUGAGGAUCGAUUCCUUUUUCACACAGGCGGCCCAGAUUAUGCGAAGGGGCUCAACGGCGGGUUUAUACUCGGCAGGUAUGAUGGUUGACCGCCAAGAUGGGGAUUCUACCACUUCCCCAGUACAGUAA
Messenger RNA from Capronia epimyces CBS 606.96, 2079 nucleotides. RefSeq lists its product as uncharacterized. The coding region runs from base 1 to 2079 and encodes 692 amino acids. Gene Ontology annotation, cellular component: nucleus. Lineage: Eukaryota; Fungi; Ascomycota; Eurotiomycetes; Chaetothyriales; Herpotrichiellaceae. Gene Ontology annotation, biological process: DNA-templated transcription. Gene Ontology annotation, molecular function: DNA-binding transcription factor activity, RNA polymerase II-specific; zinc ion binding; DNA binding. The record is from RefSeq and is a predicted model, not a curated record. The transcript is spliced from 5 exons.